CUAUUGAUGCCUAUAAGCCCUUGGCAGUUCGGGGCGCUGUACAGCGCUCACAAGGCCUAUAAGCCCUAAUCACCUAGUGGAAUCAUUGCGAAGCUCAAAGCUGUCUGCAAGAACAUACGCAAUCUUGGUAGACAUCGUCCGAGUUCGACCGCCGACGACAAAUAAUUCCAACCUCUAGUACAUCACUAUAAAAUGUGUAAAUAAAGCAUUGGAAAAAUAAUAUAAAUUCAAAAUGCUUGCCCAGUCACUAUUAAGUAAAUGCCUGACAGGCAUCAAAAGCAUUCAUAAUAUGUAUGGGUAUUGUAUACCUGUGGCUGGACUCAAAUAUUUUCGUCCACCUGUCAAAUAUGAUGUGGAAGCUCCGCCUGACACUCGAGGACACAAGUUGCCUAUUCUUCCAAAAGUACCACAAUAUCCACCACAGUUGAAACCUUUCAAAAUGCAAAGAAAACUAAAGCUUAUGAGAGGUCCAGAAUUGGUAUUAAAUAAGCUAUUACACAAACAAUAUGGUGUUAUUGCUUUGAUAGGUGGCAGAUUAAGAUACGGUCACACAGAAAUGGUCAGGUGGACUUGUGGUAAAAAGUUACCCCAUAGUGCUUUCAGUUUAUGGCGUAUUGAUCCUCCAUGGCAGCCGGUGACUAGACGGGGUCAUGGUGUUCGAAUGGGUGGAGGAAAAGGAUCCAUUGAUCAUUAUGUUACUCCUGUUAAAGCUGGACGCGUCAUAAUAGAAGUUGGAGGUCCCUUUGAAUAUGAGGAGGUGAGAAAAGUAUUAGAGGAAAUAGCUCACAAAUUACCAUUCAAAGCUAUGGCUGUUAGUCAAGAAAUCCUAGAUCAAAUGCAUGAAGAUGAGCGUUAUAUAGAAGAAAGUAAUCAAAAUCCUUACACAUGGAAGUAUAUGAUACAAAACAAUAUUGGUGGUUGUCAUCAGUGGAUAGCACCAGUUGAUAAAUAUUGGUACAAUAAGCAUAGAUAAAAUUGUUAAUUUAUAAGAUUAAUUUGAACUCUGUUGUUGGAAAAAUUUUAUACAUUUUUAAAUGAGUUUUUUAAAAGCCAUUCAAAAGUCAAGAUUUUCAAAUAAAGUAAUG
Messenger RNA from Trichogramma pretiosum, 1085 nucleotides. It is a transcript of the gene mRpL16, whose product is annotated as 39S ribosomal protein L16, mitochondrial. The record is from RefSeq and is a predicted model, not a curated record. Gene Ontology annotation, molecular function: structural constituent of ribosome; rRNA binding. NCBI's taxonomy places the organism in Eukaryota, Metazoa, Arthropoda, Insecta, Hymenoptera, Trichogrammatidae. Gene Ontology annotation, cellular component: mitochondrial large ribosomal subunit; ribosome. The transcript is spliced from 6 exons. Gene Ontology annotation, biological process: mitochondrial translation. The coding region runs from base 233 to 973 and encodes 246 amino acids.